AAGAGUGCAUCGCGUGAAUCGACCCCCGAGUCGGGCACUACAUCCUCAUCGCCCACCGAACCUAAGACUGUCGUCAAGACUGCCAUCAAUGUUCCCAACAAAACGGUCCACAAAUCCACAGUUUUGACGCCCAAUGAUGGCUAUAAUGUGCACCGAAAUAGAGUAUCGAUUCCAUUGCAAGCGAUGGAUAGGAAUGGAGAUCCAAACCGACUGUCUGUGAACGUGAACGUCGCGGUCGGUCUUCAGUGCGAUGACGACAAAGUGAAGAACUCGAUGGCGAAGAAGGCGUACGAAAAGUUGUCCAAACAUUUGACGAUAAUUAGUGACGACUCGGGGUCUGACUUAUCAGAUAUGAUAAGACAUGACACCAGCGAUGAGAUGGACUACUUUGCGGCCCAAUUGCCGGAGAGUGGGUCCGCCAUUCAAGUGGCCGUACGUUUGCGUCCGUUCCUGAAAGCCGAGCAUUUGGAGGACUCUGUGAUAGAAAUGUCUGGAAAUACUGUUCGUGUAGUUAAUGCCGAAAACGAGAAC
Molecule: messenger RNA, 531 nt
Organism: Oppiella nova
Lineage: Eukaryota; Metazoa; Arthropoda; Arachnida; Sarcoptiformes; Oppiidae
Source: the annotation of a GenBank genome assembly